AGCGAAGACAACAAGGUCCUCAACAGUGGAUGAGGCGAGACUACAGCGGCUCAAGACAGCGAAGGAGGUAGACACUGUGAUCGGAACUCAACGAUCCUCAGAAUGGCGGACCCUCUCUACGACAUCUUGAAAUCCCAUCUCCCAACGACAACGGUCUCCACUGCAUCAACCCCCAGCCCCGAGAUAUCCAGAUAUCUGUCUCGUCUAGUCUCCCUCCGGCUCAGCGACCUGACUACAACGGAGCCGCAAUCCCUGGCCCAGUCUGCGCACUCGAAUCUCGUCUCGAUCCAAGCACUAAGCUCCCGCUCUCACCGCACAACAACCACAUCGUCCGACCACCUAUCCACACUCCGCUCAUCGCUGCCAACGUUGUCGUCCUCAGUCGACGCUCUUCGCCAAGCAAUACCAGAUCUCGACGCCAGUGCCGUCGCCUUUGCAUCAUCAUACAACCGCUCCAAGGACGAAACGACAGGCGGCAACGCGCUCUUGAACCUUCGCCGUGAAUCGGCCCUCCUCGCCCGCCAGGCCGACAAGGCUCAAGACAUCCUCGAGCUGCCGUCACUAUUAUCAGCAGCAAUCGCUUCGGCCAGCAGCAAUGCCACCGCCACGUCAACGUCCGGAGCCAACUACAGCCAAGCCCUCGACUUGUUCGCGCACAUCAAGCGCCUCGAGAUCCUCUACCCAGACUCAAAACUCGUCAAGUCCGUCCUAUUCGACGCCGAAAUCGCCAUGAAGGACAUGACGACGAACCUCAUAGCGAGUCUUCGGUCACAAAACAUACGCCUUGCCGCGGCGAUCCGGAUGAUAGGUUGGCUGCGACGAGUUGCUCCCGAGCUUGGGACAGGAUCAACUAAUACCGGCAGCACCGCCAACUCGCGAAGCACGCAGUUCAAGACGAUGCAAACUCCUCAACUUUCGUUAUCCUCAACCACCUCAACACCAUCUCAGGGGGAAGGCCACUUCGGCGCGCUCUUCCUCUGCGCCCGCCUCGCCACAUUCCUCAGCAUGACCGAGGCCCUGGCUCCGCUGCGCGAUCUGGCAGACCAGGAGACGCAAGCUCGCAAAGCGGAUCAUUCCACCACAACCACAAACCGUCGUGGACCGAAUACGCCGGUUGGAGGUCCAUCGCAUCCAGAACCUCCCCGCAAGCCAUCAAGCAGUGGAUCGUACAACGCGCUCGCCGGCCAACAAACGGACCGCUAUCUGAAGCGAUACAUUGAAAUUUUCCGAGAACAGUCCUUCGCGACAAUCAGCAUGUAUCGGAACAUAUUUCCGGACGACGAAGGCGAUGGCCAAGGCACUGAAUAUAGAGAUGGAGACAAAGACAAAGACAGUAACACAUCGUUGUCGCGGUCACCAUCAUCAUCAUCAUCAUCAUCAUCAUCCUCAUCAUCAUCCUUAUCGCUAUCACUCCCGCCAGCACUACAGUCUUUCCCACUCCAUCUCGUCGAGAUGUUCAUGGCGACACUGAAGCAGUAUCUACCCAACGUCACCGAUCCGGCGGCAAGAGAGUCUCUGCUUAUGCAAGUCCUCUACACGGCGAACAGUUUGGGCCGGUUAGGUGCGGAUUUCAGUCUAAUGAUUGCGAUGCUCGAUGAGGACGAUGUGGAGGAUGAAGCCGAGACCGGUACUGUCGCAGAGGCCACGGGCUCGGAACAGAGAGCUGAAGGAGACGUUGAUGGGGAGUCGAAGGGCCAGGACGGCCAAGAUCAGCAAAAAGCUCGAGACGACAAUAGCGAAGUGGAAGACGGGAAAGAGGAAACGGAGAAGGAAAAGGAAAAGGAGCCUCAACCACAACCACAACGGCAGCAGCUGCCAGAACCAGAAUGGAUCUCGGUCAUCAAGAAGCAUCGUGUUCAGGCUGCGAGGCUGGAAGCACUGGCUGCCGGGCAGGAUCGGGUUGUCCAGAGACGAGGGUCGAGUGACAUCGCGUACGAUGACAUGCAGGUUCGCCAUUGUCAGGUCAGGGAGUAGGAGAUGACGAUGAUAGAACUACUCCGUAGAUAGAGACAGAGAACAAUGUGAAAUUCCCCA
Molecule: messenger RNA, 2034 nt
Organism: Exophiala xenobiotica
Lineage: Eukaryota; Fungi; Ascomycota; Eurotiomycetes; Chaetothyriales; Herpotrichiellaceae
Exons: 1
Coding region: 103-1974 (623 amino acids)
Biological process (GO): cytoplasm to vacuole targeting by the Cvt pathway; intra-Golgi vesicle-mediated transport
Cellular component (GO): COG complex
Source: RefSeq, a predicted model, not a curated record